CAGGUCAGGCAAACAAUCAGGUGGCUGUAUCAAUAGAUGGUGCUUGUUUUCUGGAGCGGCUGGAAACUGAGUGCUUGGAAGUUCGCCUGAAGUCAGCUCACGUUGUAUCGAUACAAGGUCGCUCGUCCUCGGAUGACUGCUGGGAGGGUUCAGGGUUGCAACUCUGCAUUCCAUCCUCACUUCCCGCGUCGUGAGGUUGAGCCUCGUUUCCCUACCUCUUCAGCUCACUGUUUUUCACGUCCACGCUUGCCCUACCCGUCCCACACAAGCAAAGCCGGAAAAUUCUCCAUUUGGCUUCACGCUAGCGCCAGAUUUGAGGCACAGGUCUCUUCACUUCCAAGUCCUACCAUCGAUCAAAAUCAUCCACCCAACAUUGCUGACCUUCAACCCUGAACCAACCGGGGUAUAGAGGAGCCGCUUCAUAUUAAGAUCACAUUCAAUCCCCUAUAUGCGCAGGCAACAGAAGUAUCCUCAAUGAAGGACAAAACCCAUCUCAUUGAGCUCGACGGUCGGACGGGUGAGGGCGGCGGGCAGCUUGUGCGCAUCGCCUGCGCCCUCGCAGCUGUCGCAACGCAACCCAUUCGCAUAACGAAUGUGCGGGGCAAUCGUGAAGGGCCGAGAGGCGGUGGCCUUAAAUCGCAACAUGUAACGGCCAUCGAGUACCUCGCCACGGCCACUGAUGCCGAUGUCUCUGGGUUGUUCAUCGGCAGCCACACAUUAGAGUUUCACCCGAAACUCCGGCCUUCCGACCUCAACAACCGCAACAUCAAGAUCACAGCGGAUUCACCAGCAGCGUCAACCCUCCUCAUCUUCCAGGCUGUGUUUCCUUUUCUGCUGUUCGCGGGCAACGACAAGGGCGAGCCAAUAACCCUCGAGAUUUCAGGCGGCACCAAUGUCUCGUACUCCCUAUCCUUCGAGUACCUCGACCAGGUGCUCCUUCCGACCCUGCAGGACGCUUUCGGGAUCACUGUCGAGAGAAAGCUGCUCUCCCGGGGUUGGAGCCUGGGCAAGCAACAGCGGGGCAAGGUUGAGUUCAGAUUCAAGCCUCUGAAGCCAGGCGAGACACUCAAGCUCAAGGAGAAGGACAGCAUCGUGUACAACGGCGACGGGCCGAUGCCGGUCAUGGAGGAUAUCGAGGAGAUCAAUAUCUCGAUGAUCGUCCCAACCGAGAUGCACGAGGCUAUGACCGAAGCGCUCGUCGCGGACUUGGGAGCACUGUUCCCUGAUAUCGAGCCCAACUUCAAUACCAUCGAGGACAGCGGUGCCGACUCGAGGAUAUACGUCUUGCUCGUCGCCAAAGCAGGGAUGGUGCGCUGGGGCCGGGACGUCCUCUCGUCGAUGCCGAAGAAAGCUAAGGGCAAGGGUGCCGCGCAGACCGCGAGUUCACUGUGCGCAACCAUCUCACGAAAGAUAGCGAAGGAGCUGUACGAGGAGGUCUCAACAGGCGGCGUCGUCGACGAGUUUUUGCAGGACCAGCUGGUCAUCUUCCAGGUGCUGGCCGAAGGCCGGACGUCGUUCCCUCGGGGUGAGGCUAAGGACAGCCUUGAGCAAACGAUGGCGAACCUGGAGAUUGACGACAAGAGACUGCGCAAGGAGAAGACGGACAAGCCUUUUGGCGAUGGCAGCACGCACACCACAACAGCGCGGUGGGUGACGGCCGAACUCCUACCAAAUGUUGCGUGGUACAAUAAGGGGUUAAUUUGCGAGGGCAUUGGCAUGCAACUGGGGAAGAAGCGAUGAUGACGGGUGCUACGUGGCAGCAUUGGUGCUGCCUUCUUUGACAGGCCUGACCGGGCUUCUUUCCGGUCGGCACAGGAGGGCCUUCGUGGCUUCCGGGC
Molecule: messenger RNA, 1838 nt
Organism: Parathielavia appendiculata
Lineage: Eukaryota; Fungi; Ascomycota; Sordariomycetes; Sordariales; Chaetomiaceae
Product: EPT/RTPC-like protein
Exons: 2
Coding region: 475-1740 (421 amino acids)
Biological process (GO): RNA processing
Cellular component (GO): nucleus
Molecular function (GO): RNA-3'-phosphate cyclase activity
Source: RefSeq, a predicted model, not a curated record